CCCCAGGGUCGGUCAUGCUGGAUAUGCACAAUGACAGUACCACAGAGUUUCUGCCGGUCUCUCUGUGUUCUGCCUCUCAUUUUGGCUCUGAAGAUACACACUGCACAUUCGGCGCCUGACUUUUCUCAGUACCUUCACACCAUCCUGAAGAAUCACACAGCUCAUGCUUGUGAAGGAGACACUCUCACCAUCGAGUGUCCCUCCAGGACAUCUGUAGCUGUCCUGUCAGCCUUCUAUGGACGACGUGUCCCUAAUCAGCAUUUAUGCCCCUCUGAGAAAACAAACACAACUGUGGAGGAGGACACAGAAUGCACUUCUCCCGUUGCUAUAGAGAAAGUGCUGUCGGAGUGUCAGGAUCAACGGUCCUGUCACAUCUCUGUCCUCAGUCCAGUUUUUGGGCAGGACCCCUGUCCUCUCACCAGCAAGUACCUUCUAGUCUCCUACAAAUGCCAGCCAGAGCACCACCGCACAAGACUGGUGUGUGAAAAUGAGCGUUUGAGGCUGAUGUGUAAGAAUGAGACUGUCCUUGCCAUCUACUCAGCCACGUUUGGACACCUACUGCAUGGAAGUCCCCACUGUCCUCAGGAAUCUGGAUCACAGACUGAUAUGGAGUGUUUGUCACCUUCAGCUCUGAGGAAGGUCUCACGCAGGUGUCACACCAGGCCAAACUGUUCAGUACUGGCUGAUACUGUGACUUUUGGGGACCCCUGCUUCCCUGGGACCAGGAAACACCUGCGGGUGUCCUUCACAUGUGUGCCCCGAUAUCUUCUGGAAGAUGUGGGUCGAGGAACAACAGAUCCUUUCAUGAUCUCUGACUACACACAUGGUCUGCCAGAGCGAGUGGCUCUGUACUUUGUCUCUGGGAUCUGUGCUGGUCUGGUUUUCCUGCUCUGCCUGUUUGGCCUACGCUCCACAAUAGUGAAGGAUGUGAAGGAUCUGGUUUCUGAGCUGAAAGAGGAGCUGAAAGCAUCUCACAAACAGCGCAGGGAACUCAUGGAGGACCUCUACGAUGACGACAUCUCAGACACGUCAUCUUUCCGUCGCCUCACGCAGUCCUACAGAGCAGCAGACAUCUUCAGCCCGUCCACUCUGACAGUUGAGAUGGUUGACCGUCAGCUGGAGCAGACAAGGGAUCAUCCCAAUGGAGACAUCUGGCCACAGCAGGACUCCAGCCCCUAUGCCAUUCACAAGAUUAAAACUUACAACCACUAACAGACAUCACAUGUAUUAAUAAAACUACUCAGAGCAACUUUCACUUUAAGUUGCAGACUAAAAUUAGAUAAUUGUUUUCCUUUUAAAAUAAUUUAACUGUGCUGCCUUCUUUGUGUAUUUUCACUCAAGUGACUGUGAGAGAUUAGGAGUGAAAUAUAUAAUAUAAUGUAAUAACAUAUCAUUAUUAAGAUUGUUUCUUUAAUUUAGUUCAACACAAGACAAAUUAAC
Scomber japonicus (chub mackerel) is the source of this 1440-nucleotide messenger RNA. RefSeq names its product protein eva-1 homolog C. The transcript is spliced from 7 exons. Gene Ontology annotation, molecular function: carbohydrate binding. The record is from RefSeq and is a predicted model, not a curated record. Lineage: Eukaryota; Metazoa; Chordata; Actinopteri; Scombriformes; Scombridae. Bases 31 to 1212 code for a protein of 393 amino acids.